Eutrema salsugineum is the source of this 816-nucleotide messenger RNA. Its product is annotated as cytochrome B5. The coding region runs from base 226 to 636 and encodes 136 amino acids. The transcript is spliced from 4 exons. The record is from RefSeq and is a predicted model, not a curated record. Gene Ontology annotation, cellular component: membrane; intracellular membrane-bounded organelle. Gene Ontology annotation, molecular function: heme binding. Lineage: Eukaryota; Viridiplantae; Streptophyta; Magnoliopsida; Brassicales; Brassicaceae.
AAGCUGAGAAAUCAACUAUUAACAAUUCCCGAACCAAUAAAUGUAACAAGACUGUGUAAUUGUUGACCGAAAAAGAAACACUUGACUAUAAUUUUAUUAGAAUAAAAGAAAUAAAAAUAUUCAAGAGUUUCACCUGGCAUCUUACAAUAUAAACAGAACGCGUGUGGUCUCGAGAAGUUGCGCUCUGUUUUAGAUAGGUAAAUUUCUCUGCAAGAGCAGUAAUCAAUGGCGAAUCUAAUUUCGUUUCAUGAAGUGGCUAAACAUAAGUGCAAGAACGAUUGUUGGAUUCUUAUCCAUGGAAAGGUCUAUGACAUCAGCACUUUCAUGGACGAACAUCCGGGCGGUGACAAUGUUCUCCUCGCCGUCACCGGCAAGGACGCGUCGAUUGAUUUCGACGAUGUGAAUCAUAGCAAUGAAGCGAAGGAGACAAUGAAGAAAUAUUGUAUCGGUGACGUUGACCAGUCAACGGUUCCGGUGACGGCGAAGUAUAUUCCGCCGUGGGAGAAGGAAUCUACGGCGGAAACCACAAAGCAGGAAUCCGCAAAUAAGAUGCUCGUUUACUUGGUUCCUCUCUUGAUUCUUGGCGUUGCUUUCGUUCUCAGAUUCUACAACAACAACAACAAGCAGACAAAUUAAUUAUAAAAAAAAAAAUUUAUGAUGAAAGAUCCAUCAAUCAAUUAAGUUCAUAACAGUUUCAUAAUGUUGUUGUAAUAUAAUCUGGGUUUUGUGUGUUCGUAAUAAUGGGCUUCUCAUGCGAAGAUUUGACCCAUGAAUGGGAGUUCAAACUAUUGAUUUAUUAUCUUUGUGUUACUGACU